CUCUUCCAGUCCUCAGUCCUCUCUCUCUCUCCUCUGGGGAGCGUGUCCGUAUCCAGAAUGAGCCGCUCCUCGUACGCCUCCUCCCAGUCCUCCUCUUACCGCCGCGCCUUCGGCGGACCAGGUUUUGUCACCCCACCCAUGUCCCGAGUCGUGCUAGGCCGCUCCUCGCUGGGUGGCUCAGGGGGGUCCCAUAUCAGCUCCCGGGUCUACGAGGUCAGCAAGUCGUCUACCAGCUCCCCAGGCUACUCCAGCUACCGCGCCUCCUCCUAUGGCAUCCCCAGCCUGGCGGCGGGCGUGUCCCGCUCGUAUGCGGCCGGCCUGGGCGAGACCCUGGACUUCAGUUUGGCUGAUGCCCUCAACCAGGAGUUCCUGCAGACACGCACCAAUGAGAAGGCCGAGCUGCAGCACCUGAAUGACCGCUUUGCCAGCUACAUCGAGAAGGUGCGCUUCCUGGAGCAGCAGAACCAGGCCUUGGUGGUGGAGGUGGAGCGGCUGAGGGGCCGUGAGCCCACCCGCAUCGCUGACCUGUAUGAGGAGGAGAUGAGGGAGCUGAGGCGGCAGGUGGAGGUUGUCACCAACCAGAGGUCCCGCGUAGAGGUGGAACGUGACAACCUGGCCGACGACCUGCAGAAGCUUAAGAUGAGGCUUCAGGAAGAGAUCGCACAGAGGGAGGAGGCAGAGAACAGCCUGGCAGCUUUCAGAGCUGAUGUGGACGCUGCCACGCUGGCCCGUCUGGACCUGGAGAGACGCAUAGAAACCCUGCAGGAGGAAAUUGCCUUCCUCAAGAAGAUCCACGAAGAGGAGAUUCGUGAGCUGCAGGCCCAGAUGCAGGAGACCCAGGUCCAGAUCCAAAUGGACAUGUCCAAGCCCGACCUGACGGGUGCUCUGAGAGACAUUCGUUCCCAAUACGAGGCCAUCGCCGCCAAAAACAUUGCAGAGGCUGAGGACUGGUACAAGUCCAAGGUAUCAGACCUGAAUCAAGCAGUGACCAAGAACAAUGAAGCUCUGAAGCAGGCCAAGCUGGAGACCAUGGAGUUCAGACACCAGAUUCAGUCCUACACCUGCGAGAUCGACUCGCUGAAGGGCACGAACGAGUCUCUGAUGAGGCAGAUGAGGGACAUGGAGGACCGUCACGGGCGCGAGGCCUCUGGAUUCCAGGACACCAUCACCAGACUGGAGGCUGAGAUCGCCAACAUGAAGGAUGAGAUGGCUCGCCACCUGCGCGAGUACCAGGACCUGCUCAACAUCAAGAUGGCCCUCGAUGUGGAGAUCGCCACCUACAGGAAGCUGCUGGAGGGAGAGGAGAGCAGGAUCACACUUCCCAUGCAGAGCUACUCCACCAUAAGCUUUAGAGAGACCAGUCCAGAGCACCAGCAGAGGGCGUCUGAAAUGCACUCAAAGAAAACUGUUCUUAUCAAGACUAUUGAGACCCGGGAUGGAGAGGUGGUGAGUGAGUCCACACAGCACCAGCAGGACAUCAUGUAGAGCUGCAACCAAGGAGCUAAACCACAGCAUUCAUCCCUGAAGAGUUUUAAUAAAGCAUUAGGCUAUGCCUUCA
This is a messenger RNA of Astyanax mexicanus (Mexican tetra), 1558 nucleotides long. RefSeq names its product desmin b (gene desmb). The coding region runs from base 58 to 1485 and encodes 475 amino acids. The record is from RefSeq and is a predicted model, not a curated record. Gene Ontology annotation, cellular component: sarcolemma; Z disc; cell-cell junction. The transcript is spliced from 9 exons. Gene Ontology annotation, biological process: skeletal muscle organ development. NCBI's taxonomy places the organism in Eukaryota, Metazoa, Chordata, Actinopteri, Characiformes, Acestrorhamphidae.